UUCUGUGGAAAUGGGAAAUCCCAGGCGUUGGCUUACUGCGUGUGUUUUAUUCUCAUUUUUUACAUACAGCUACAAGGUCCAAAUAGUUUGAAUGAACAAUAUUGUAGAAAAGAUACUGAAAUAACUUACCAUUGAAGAAAUACAGAUAAAAGGAAAGGAGAAAAGACAUCCAACAUGGCUGCAUGUUCUGAAGGCAUGGGGAGCUCCCCAUCCUCAUUGGAGGAUUCUGACAGCAUAGCAAACACUUUAGAUGAAACAUUCCUGCAGUGCCCAAUCCAUUUGGAACGCUUCAUAAAUCCUAAAAUGCUGCCUUGUCUUCACUCGGUUUGUUACGAUUGCUUGGAACAAUGGGUUGAGAAGAAGGAUGGAAUUCUUGAGUGCCCGGAAUGCCGCAAAGAGCACCCCAUCCCAAAUGAUGGCCUCAAAGGUUUACCGGAUAACUUCCAUGUGAAUAAUCUCAUUGAGUUCCUUCAGAAGGUCGGCGGUAAAAGUCGGGGAAAUGUUGAAGGAGAAAGUGCAACUCAUACUUGUGGUCUUUGUAAGAAGAGUGAUGAGGUAGAACUGUGGUGUAUUGACUGUGCUUUUUACUUGUGUACCACCUGUAUACCAAUCCACAAUACAAUGGCCGGUGACCAUGAUACCCUUCCUAUUGAAGAAUUUGACAAACUCAGCGACUCUCAGAAGAUUCAUCUGAAGCCAGUGUACUGUAACAAGCACCCAAAAUUUAAAGUGGAAUAUUUCUGCAAAACCUGUGAAUUGCCUGUUUGCCAAAAGUGCACCAUUGUGCAACACAAGGCUCCAGAUCACAACCUGGAAGAGAUAGAGGAUACGUACAACAAGAUGUCCCAAGCUCUUAAAGAGCAGAUUACCAAGGCAAACAAAAAGAAAGAUUCAGCCAAUAGAGCACUAGAUACAAUGCAGCAUGUACAGGAAGAACUCCAAGAGCAACAUAUUCAGGCAUUGGAGGAUGCAGAGAACCAUGUGGAGUCCCUCAAAGCAAUGUUAGACAUGAACAUGACCAUCAUGCGGAUGGAAAUUGAACAAGACUACCAGAAGAAGGAAGCGGUACUUGAAGAGUGGCGGAGUAAAAUCAAAUUUUUUUCAAAAGAAAUUACAGAGGGAGUUUAUUUUGCUGAGAAUUUACUAAAGUUUGGUAACUUUAUGACUGUUACUACCACCUCCAAGCAAGCAUCAGUGUGUUUGAAGUCAUUGAUCACUGAACACAUACCAAAGCAAGCCAAGUAUGAUUUCAAAGUACAGUUCUUUCCAAAUGAAGAAUUUUUUGAUCAAAUAAAAGAGGCGAGUCUUGGAAGUGUUGAGAAACAAAACACAUUAUUAGAGAAAGCUAAGGAUGCAACCUGUCCAAGGAAUAAAAAGAAAGGCAGUAAAGAUGCAGGUGUACAUGAAGAGCAGGCUGGAGGAGACGAUCAGGAAAAUUUGGACCCAGAUUCUGAAGACGGUGAUAAGUCUAAAUCCGGGGAACCAUCAAAUGGUGCAAAGAAUAAGCGUAAACCAAAGACUAGAGGAAAGAAGAAGAAAAAGCCAUCCGUUGCAGAUGUUCCAGAUGAUGGUGUUGAAGAGGUUUCUGAUGCUGAGUCUACAACUUCUGAUGUCAGUUUCAUAUCAGAUGCCUCAGGUUUGACUUCUUAUUCCAAGUCAUUCAUAAUAAAUGCCAAUCCUAAAAAACCAUGUAUAAUCAGUAAAGAAAUCCAUCUCAGACUGUUGAUGAAAAAUGAAAACAAUCAACCCGUAAAAGAUAGUGCUCGUAACAGGACGAUACUGGUUGAGAUAGAACGGCCAAGUAGCGGCGGAAAGCGGGAAGUUAUAAAUGUUCGAGACAGAGGGAGUGACCAGUGUCAUAUAAAGUUUACGCCAUCUGAUAUUGGCACUCAUAAAGUGUUUGUCAGGAUCAAUGGGGAAACCAUUAAACGUUAUCCAUUUAGCUUGAAUGUUUCUACAGGGAUGAAAAGCACUUCAUCAGAUUCCAUGAUAUCUGGUGCUAAAGCUCCUUCCAGCCCUUUAAGAAAGAAACAUGGCCAUCCAGCUCCUGUCCCUCUCCUCUCUAUUCCACUUUUGCCAUCUUCAAUUGCCGUAGAUGCUAAGCUCAGAGAACCUUUGGACGUGGCUGUACUUGGUGAUGGACGCUUGGUUAUAACCAAUCGCUCCAGCAGAAGAGUUGCUGUGUUAGACAGUAAAGGAGAUUUCUCACAUAAUGUGUCUGUGCCCCAAAGUGAUGAAAGCCCCUUCAAUCCAACUGGAAUCACAGCAGACCCAACUAGCAGUAAUGGUUUCUAUGUUACGGAUGCAGAGAAACGCAAAUUCUAUCACCUUGAUGCAGACAACAACCUGAAAGGGAAUUUCUUUUCAUCUGAUCUGCAAACUCCAAUGGGGAUAACAACCCAUAAAAGUAGGAUUUAUAUCGUUGAUCACAAGGGUGUAAAUGUGAAGGUAUUCUCUACCUUAGGCUGGCUUCUCAACAUAAUUGGCAGGGCCCCUCACAACAUCUUCAAACAACCUUGGUUUGUAGCAGCCAAUAGCAGAGGUUAUCUAAUCAUUUGUGAUUCUGGUGAGAGCAAUGUAAAGAUUGUGAAUGAGAUGAGUCAGGUCCUGCAUGUUUUUCCGGUCAUGAACAAAGGGAGACCUACUGGGUUCCCCACUGGAGUUGCAGUUGCACCUAAUGAUAAUAUUAUCAUUAGUAGCACUCCCAAAGAUGGACCACCAAUGAUCUUUGAGUACAGUCCUGUGGGAAAGUUUAUAAGGUCAAUAAAUUUCUCUGGCGACAAACUCAAGCUUCCUCGUGGAAUGGCUAUUGCGAGACGUGGCAACCGGACCAUUCUCUAUGUGGUAGAUAUGCAUGGAAACUGUGUACGUCAGGCAGAAUUGUAAAACAGAUAAAUAUUGUUCAUAUUAUAAUAAAUCCUCUAAAUGUAAAAUUGUUAUUGCUAAAUCAGCUUAAGUAAAAGCAGCGGAUUCAAUUGCAUUAUUGGUGUCAAUUUAAAUAAUUGAUUAUUAAACUUUCAGUAAUUGGAUAUUUCUAGUCCAAAAUAAAGAAGUUGUUACAAUAAGUUUUGGAGAUAAUAAUAGUAAUAGUUUAGGCUGUUUUUGCCCAAAUCAAAAUCAAAAUCAAAAUCAAAUUUAUUUCACUUGUAACAUAGAUUACAUACACAAUUCAAUCAAGUAAAUGUAACAAAAAAAAAAGCAAGCAAGGGUUGCUGAGUGGGCAUAAGCCCAUAUAAAAAACUCCCCUAUACAGGUUAAUUUAAUUAAUAGAAGAUAAGCAGUAAAACUACACGAAACAAUUAAACUAUAUAGAAACUUAAAGACUUAGAUGUUGAAUUAAUUAAAUAACUUUAAAAUAUAACAGAACAUAAAUGAAUUGCCAACAAAAAUUCACUUUAUAUGUGAAUACUUAUACUUAGGCCUAAUUAACAAAAUUAUAUAAUAAAUAAAUAAAUAAAUAAAGAUAAAUAGACAAAUGAAUAAAAAAAAAUAAAAAUAAAUAAAAUAUAAAUUUAAAUAAAAUAUAAAUUAAUUAUAAAAAUUUCACUUUAUAUACAGGAUGUGAAAGUCAGCUUACUUAGGCCUAGUAACAAUGACGAUAAUAAAUUAAAUUGAAAAUAACUAAAGUCUAUACAAAAUCAAGGUAAAUACAACAAAAGCCUGUGGAAUAUAUUUAGGAGUUACAGUUAUUUAAUUAAAAUGAUAUUAUCUAAAGGCAAAUCUAAAAUCUAAAGGUCCACUGUAUGGUUGUAGGUCCUUUCAUUGUUAUCUGCUCUUUUCAUUACCUGCUUUUGCUUUGUUAUCAUUACCAUUGUUAUUUUGUGGAUAUUUAAAUAGUAAUGAACAGUGUCUUAAUGGAUAAUUCUACUAUCUGAUAUGAUUAUUUGACAUAUGGCACAAUGGAUGUGGUUAAUUAAGUUUCACGUCAGGCUUUGAAUCACAUACUGUAUGCUUGGAAAGAGAGCUUUCUUCUCAUUUUCUAGGAGUGUAAAAUAGCUGCCUAGUAGAAUGUUGUAACCUUGAAUGUAAUGGUCUGCAAUCCACUGACUACAUCACUAGGAAUCCUCCCCAGGGAACUAAGGUAGUUGUAACCUUGCUUCCCAAUGGAUGUAGUGGUUUGUAUGCAAUGACAGAAUCCACUGCUAUAUCAGUAGGAAUUCUUCCCAUGGAAUUGAGGUUGUUGUAACCUUGCUUCCCAAUGGAGUUAAGGAUGUAGUUGUCUGUAUGCAAUGAUAUUAUUCACUGCCAUAUCACUAGGAAUAUGCCCCAGGGAACUGAGGAUUUUGCAACCUUGAAUGUAAUGGUCUGUAUUCAAUUCAUUGCUCACAAUGGAUAUUUCCCAGGGAGAAGUAUGCAAUGGUCUGUAUGCGAUGAUGCAAUUCAUUGCUACAUCUCUAUUAAUACUCCCCAGAGGACUGUGUAUGUUGCUUGUUGUGCAUGAUAUUUGCUUGGUAUGGACCAAUAUCAACAGGUACAGUAAUAACAUUGUAACUAAGAUUUAAAAAAAAAAUGAAAACUAUGAGAACACAGCAUUAUUAAUAAUACAGUGUUUACCGGUGAGUAAGUUGGGAGGCUACUUCAGAAAAUGUGUAUCUUUCGUAGCACAUCUUAUUGUAGUUUUCUGUCUUGUGAUUCCCAUGGCAGUUUCAUGGUAGUAAAACUUUUUGUGCAAGAGGUUCAGUUUGUUGGAAAUUCUUGUGCAGGAGAUGGCCGAUGUCCAAGAGACUUAUGCCACUCAUAGUAGACUUGAGGCCCCAGUUAUACAUGGACCUAAUUGUUGUAGUUUUAGUUGAAAUCAAUAAGGAAUUUUUAGAAUACUACUGUAACAAAAAACAGACUGCCUCCCUAUAACACAAACUGUACAGGUUGUUGACAACCAAGCUUCUUACAGUAAAACACUGGUACACAAUUUCUUGCUCUUUUGCAUCCACAUACAUUGCAUAAUAGGAGGUGUUUUUUGUGAUGAUUUUGUGUAUUGUGGCAAUGCAUGUCCUUUUAACAAAGGACUCUAAUUGUGUUAUGUACAGAUAGUGUCAAAUCUGUGUUAAAUCAAAGCUGAAAUGCUGUAAACUUUUUCUCUGUAAAAUUAUUUAUAUUUUUGUGAUAUAUGAUAGUGUGCAAAAUCAGUAAUUACUGUAUUAAUAAUGUAAAGCAUAUACAUUUCCACAAUAAGAUUGCCCUCCCUCACUGUACAGAGUGGUUGAACUGUAGUGUUUCAAUCUUUCUCCUUUCCUGUACAGAGUGAUUGGACCAGAUGUAGCGUUCCAAUCUCUCUACCUUGAGGUCAGGGUUUACCUGACUCAGGUGCGGAUCCAGUGGGGGAGGGGGGUGGCCAUGAGGGCCUGUGCCUCCUGUCGGUCAAGCCGAAAGAUAAAAAAAGAUGGAGAAAAAUUUGAGUUAAAGAGAGGAAAAGGGAGUGAACCCAUGAGUUGAGUGGCGAUCCAGCAUUGGGAGAAAGGAGAGCUCGAUUGUUUACCACUUGCAUACCACAGACAUAAAAAGACGUAAUUGUGUCUAGCAAAAUACAGAAUACCGUUAUUUAUGAUUGGUGUUCUUGGACAUUCCAAACGCAAAUAUGUUGCAUUUUAAAUUUGUCCUGUGAGACAGUGGGUUGACUUGGAGUUGGUGGAGGGGUAUGCUCUUGCACCAAUAAAUACUAGAAAAAAAUGAGGGAAAAAUGUUAGGCCUACAUAGAAGAGUAUAACAGAAUUGCAAAUAGUUCCCUCUCCCGAAACCCUUCUACAGCGCUUGACCCACAUCAAUUUAAUGUUGAUUAUGCAAUGAACCUGGCAUUUGUUGCAAAUCAAGUUGUACUAGUUGUAUUGCCUGAAAGUUAGUAUUUGCACUCAUUUUUGCAUUCAAUUUUAAAAAGAUGUUUGGUUUCAAAGUUGAAAACAUUAUUAUUGUCUAUUGCCAUACACAAGGUACUGUAGUGUACAUACAUCUAUCCUUGACAAAAGACGAGAAACACAGUAUACAUAGCAUCCCAGUAUGCGUAGCAUUCCAGUAUGCGUAGCAUUCCAGUAGUGGUUAUGUUAUGCUGUGGUGUGACUAUAGUUCUACCGAGUGGAAUAUUCUGAAAGUUCGGCCACUCUCAGAGUUGGUUUCUUUCAAGGUUGUAACAAAUUUAGUUUACUUCUAAAAAUUCCAUUUUGUGUUUCAUUUUGUAUUUAGCCCCAGUCUAAUCUGGGUAAUCAAAAUACGGGUGGUAGUACCUCAUAGCCCAGACUGGACGAUGAUACAACUGUAUCCCCAGUCUACUCUCGAUAAUCUAAAUACUGGUCGAGUGAGCCUACAUAACAGUAGACCAGGUGGCUUAUAAUAUUGACUUGCUUCACUUAUUUAUAUGCUCGUCUGGACCAAUUACAGCAGAGGCAUAUCUAGAGUAUUUACAUAAAGUACUGAUGAAGGAGGGAAACGAUGGAAAUUGAGUAUAAUUGUUUUGCUCGGCAUAUUUCCAGGAGGGGGUGCAAACUCUUUGGAGGCUUUUCCCCCUACACCCAUCCUUAAAUACGCGCUGCUGUAAUUGAGUAUACCAAUUGUAUCAUUAUUGGUCAGAACAAUGACUUUAUCAUAUAUAAAAGUAUAUGAUUAAAUGUAUUACUUCAUCAAGUGGAGUUGUAGCUAGUUGGUGGCUAAGAUGCUUGCUGUCCAUGUCAAGCAUACUGGGUUCAACCCUAUCAAACAGCAGCAAUAUUUCUUGCAACAAAAAAUAGCAAUGCACUCCUUAAACCUUGUAAUUAAACAGCCUUGCCACUGAACGUGAAAGAAAUAUUCAAGUAUUUAAUUCAUCAAAUUCGCAUUCAAGUUUAUGCUACAUUGAUGUUUACAUUAAGAAGUACAGUAUUGUUUGUUAUUCCAACUUACUUAUUGUGUUUUUUUCACAAAGAUGGACUUUCUUAUGUCAAAGCACCGAGUUUAUUCUGUUGUAGAAAAUAAUACUAUCAUCAUCCUGAGAGUUCUCAUUUAAUGACUGGAUUUGGUUAGAUAUUCACUCUGAUCUCCAGCUGUUUUGCAUCCUUCUCUCACCCAAGAUACAUGAACACAUGUGGAACAAAUCCCAAAUUUGAUUUUGUCUUUCAUUAGCCUGUUCUUUAGCAGCUGAAAAUAAUAUUAUGUUUUGCAAUAUUAAAAGAAUUUGAUUUUAUGUGUACAGUAGUCUGUAAUGCUAACCAUUAUUACAAUAGAAAAAAAACCAUUUGAAUUUAAAUAUUAUUGUAAGGCUAUGUCCACACUAUCACAUUCUGUGACAAAAAUAUGGGGACAUCACACAAAUUUGUCACAUAAAAUAUGAUAGUGUAAACAGACCUUAAAGAGGAGGAAAAUAUUUUCUUUUAGAAAUGUAAACUCUUUUGGUGUUAAAAUGUUUAAAAAAAUUAUUAGAAACAUCAAAAUACUAAGAAUAAAAGAUGUACUGACUGUGUUAAAAAAAACUUGCCGAAUUAUUAACAGUAUUGGAAAAAAAUAUUCUAAACAGAAAUAUGAGUUGUUAAAAUGAAUAAAUGUUUAAAUCAUAUGGUAUUUGAUGUUGAUUAACCUAAUUAAAAGAAAUAAUUGUGAAACCUCUGCUGCAAUGACUCCAAUAAACUUGUAAAUGUUGAAAAAAA
Molecule: messenger RNA, 7607 nt
Organism: Anneissia japonica
Lineage: Eukaryota; Metazoa; Echinodermata; Crinoidea; Comatulida; Comatulidae
Product: tripartite motif-containing protein 2-like
Exons: 3
Coding region: 175-2886 (903 amino acids)
Biological process (GO): positive regulation of DNA-templated transcription
Cellular component (GO): nucleoplasm; chromatin
Molecular function (GO): protein binding; ubiquitin-protein transferase activity; zinc ion binding
Source: RefSeq, a predicted model, not a curated record